UUUUAUUAUAUAACACCACAUUCAUCUUCCCACAACAAAAACAAAUCCAAAAUAUCUCUAAAGACGAGUAUUUCAUCAAUUCAAAUCCAACCUUCCUAACUUGAAAUUUUCAUCACACUAACAAUAACCAUGUCUUCAAUCACCACCAAAUUCCUCUUCUCCCUUCUCUUCUUCCUCUUCUCUCUCAAAUCAUCAUCAUCACAUGCUUCUUCAAUUCACGAAGAUGAGAAGCUAUCAGCCUAUGAUGUUCUCCAACAAUACGGUUUCCCUGUCGGUCUUCUCCCAAAGGGUAUAAUUGGGUAUGCACUCAACAAAGAAACCGGCGAGUUCGCUGCAUACAUGGAUGCCACGUGUUCGUUUUCUAUUGAAGGUUACACCCUAAAGUACAAGUCCACCAUAACCGGUGUUAUAACACAAGGUAGGCUCUAUAAUCUUAAGGGUGUUAGUGUUAAGAUUCUUCUCUUGUGGCUCAACAUAGUUGAAGUCAAACGUGACGGCGAUGAGAUUCAAUUCUCUGUUGGUAUUGCUUCUGCCAAUUUUGGAGUUGAAAAUUUCUAUGAGAGUCCUCAGUGUGGCUGUGGAUUCGAUUGUGUCACUGUUAACACUCUUCCCCUCUCUUCAAUUUAAUUCAACAUUUUGCAUAGUCCAAAACUCUUGAAUGAUUUAAGAUUGGAUAUGGGUUUUCACCUAAUUAAUAUCUUAUCAUAUGUUAUGAUUUUUCAUCUUACAAAUUACAAUGUAUUUAUUUAGCAUCGCUUUAUUUUGUCUUUGCUCUUAUCAUUUAUCAAACACCUCCACUUCUACAUUGAGCACAUCGUUGCAGCUUUUGGCGUUUUUUUCAAU
Arachis ipaensis is the source of this 843-nucleotide messenger RNA. RefSeq lists its product as uncharacterized. The record is from RefSeq and is a predicted model, not a curated record. Lineage: Eukaryota; Viridiplantae; Streptophyta; Magnoliopsida; Fabales; Fabaceae.